GUUUUCAGAAUCGGCGUUCAAGUUAUUGUCAAAGUGUCGUACUUACUGUGACACGUGCGAGAUCUAUGAUUACACGGUUUUUUGAUCAAACACAGUGGCAGAAUUUGGUGGCUGGCGUUACUGGUGGAGUAGCAUCGGCGCUGAUUUUGCAUCCAUUGGAUUUAGUCAAAAUCAGAUUACAGGUCAAUGAAGGUACAGGUGUCAUCGCUUGCAGACCCAAGACAACGAAGGUAUUCCGAACUUUAUAUGACAUUGCCCAAUAUCGAGGUUUUCGUGGUCUUUACUUGGGUUUAACCCCAAAUGUUAUUGGAGCAGGCACUUCAUGGGGUUUGUACUUUUUCCUUUAUGAAGGCAUGAAGCGAUUCGCUCAGCAUGGUGAUGAAACCAUAUCCCUUACUAGCAUGCAGUAUAUCUCAUAUUCUGCUUUAUCAGGUAUUAUAACGUUGUCCAUUGUAAAUCCAAUAUGGGUAAUUAAAACAAGACAAUGUUUACAGUAUGAAAAAGUAAUGAGAUGUAUGCACGAACCUGUAACCAAUAAAAAUUCAUCAAUAAAAUCUACUGAAUCCACUUGGCAUAUAUUACGAAGUCUAUGGACCAAUGAAGGUUUUGCUGGAUUGUAUCGUGGUUAUGUACCUGGUCUAUUUGGUAUCAGUCAUGGGGCAAUUCAAUUUGUGUUUUAUGAACACUUCAAAAAUGCCUAUAAUAAGCAUUAUCGUGGUAAACGAAUUAACGAAAAAUUGUCCACUGUUGAAUACCUACUAUUCUCCUGUACCUCUAAAUUGGCUGCUAUAGUUAUCACUUACCCUUAUCAAGUUAUUCGUUCUAGAAUGCAAGAUCAGCAUAGAAGCUACAAUGGAGUUUCCGAUGUCAUCCAACAAUUAUUGAGAGGUGAAGGGGUUCAUGGACUUUACAAAGGACUUUUACCACAAAUUCUUCGAGGUAUACCAACCAGUGGAAUUACAUUCCUUGUAUAUGAACAUAGUGUAACCUUAUUCAACUGGUUUAAAUAAUGUAUAGUUCAUACAUAUUACAGUUUCCUUUUACAAUUUUCUAUGCAAUGAACCAUGUAGACAGAUAAUCGGUAGUGUUUGUAUCAAAAGGUUAUUUUCAUUUUAGUACUAUUAUUAUUCUACUCUGUGUACAUAGUUAUUCUGUUUGAUUUCUUUUCUCGUCAGGAUUUUCUUCAUAACAUUUUUCAGUUUUCUUUUCACAGCAUAUCUAGUUUUCAUAGACUUCAACCUUGAUUAUUGUCACUAGGUAACAAUGAACUGGCUGUCUAAUCACUUAGUUUUGAACCCAUUAUUUUGUUAUACGUUUCAAGUUUCUAAUGCAUAUAUAUAAUGGAUUGUAGAUAAUGAUGAAUACUGUCUUCAAAAUUGAUCGUGUUCCACCUGAUCAUUGAUAUCUAGUAAUUGUUCAUGCAUUUCGUUUCGUUGGGGACUCAUUAGUUGAUGAAUAUAAGUGAGUCCUAAGGGACGAUAAUGUUCACAUUAUGAUUUGUACCAAGCUAUCAUAGCUUCAAAUAUAGCAGUUUUCUCCUCUA
This is a messenger RNA of Heterobilharzia americana, 1543 nucleotides long. The record is from the annotation of a GenBank genome assembly. Lineage: Eukaryota; Metazoa; Platyhelminthes; Trematoda; Strigeidida; Schistosomatidae.